Messenger RNA from Chara braunii, 3409 nucleotides. The record is from the annotation of a GenBank genome assembly. NCBI's taxonomy places the organism in Eukaryota, Viridiplantae, Streptophyta, Charophyceae, Charales, Characeae.
UAUAGUAGUUAUCACAUUAGAGGCUGUAUCUGACUGCCAUUGCCGCUAGAUUCAUUCAAAAAAGCCACAGUCCAGGUUCAUUUUGAAAAUUUCGGCGUGGCCAUGCCUUCAGUGUAACAGUCUGAUCAUGGCCGAAGAAGCCAAAUUCCUGUGCUAUAUUCGGGGUAAAGGACGUCCAUGGCCGGCGCAGAAAUGGCUGGGCGCAGUUGGCGGGAGUUUCACCGAGAAGGUCACGCGCGAUAAGCUAGUGGAUAGGGUUUUUACCUCAGUGAAUUUCGCCGCCGACAAGGCGAGCGGAUUCAAAAAGAAGGCGCGGAAGGGCGGGGGAGGGGGCGGGGGCAAGGCGGCGGAGGCCAGCUCCGAAGAGACAGGCGGCGGCGACGGAGAGGAGCUUACCUCAGUAGAGGAUGAUAACGAUGACGUGUCAUCCUCUCAGUCGGCGAGCAACAAGGGGGGGGGGGGAGCAGAGCACAUGCGACUGGGCUUGCGAACGAAAUCGGCGGCGGAUUUGAGCAGACGAGACGCGGACGAGAAAGAGAGCGGAGGAGGGAGGAGGAGGGAAAUCGUUGACGUCACCAAACUCAACGACGAAACCCUAACUCAGCUCAAUAAUGAGCAUAUGUCGGGGGAGGCGGCGUUGGUCAUGCCAGGAGGAGGGGUGAUGGUGGACCGAAGGUUGGGAGAGAUGCCGCAUGCGCCGGGACUUGUACUCAUCAGGCCAAUCAUCUACGCCGUUCGAGACAAAGUGAUUGCCUUCACGGGGUACUUGUCCAACGUUCCAGAGAUCCUCAAGGAGUUCUGUCAAGAGAAGAUUACCUACGAGACCAAAUGGGGCGGACUAGUACGGCGUCAGGUUAAGACCCCUCCCACGUGGGUUGUGGUUGGCAGUCGCCACACACUGGAAGCAGAGUUAGUGUUGCGGAUGUAUGAGCAUUUGAAUCCGGAGAACAUGUUGCGGUUUCUGAGGGGUCGGUUUGCCUUUGCGCUUUAUGACUCGACGAAGAUGCGUCUGUUUGCAGCAAGGGAUGGUUCAGGAUCCUUUCCACUGUACGUUGGGGACGAUGAGGAUGGAGGGCUCUAUGUGAUCAACAACCUCCACAUAUCAGUUGCUGGUGUCGCGAAUUUCGAGGAGGUGGCCCCUGGAAAUUUCGUUCUGGGGGUGGGGAAAGGCCUCCGACAAUUUGUAGACCAACAGAAAGCAUUCGUACGGCGUAUCUCGGGUUCCGGGAGGCCUGCCACGCCGCCCUUGAAUAACCCUCGGGUGGUGAAGGCGCCUUCCGCCGGGGAGCGACUCAACCGACUGAUGCAUGGACUUAACUAUCCCAGCUCUACGAGGCUAGAGCGGGAGGGAGAUGAGGACGCGAGGAGCAGUAUUACGAUUGAUCGCAAUGGCGCUCGAGAAGGAAGUUCAGGCUCAAAAAGUGCAGUGUAGACUACUUGAAGGCCUUUACCGUUACGGUCGAUGGUUGGCCUGUGACGUCUGCUACUGGCGGAACCACUGACAUUUCUGCUGUGGGGAUAGUCUGAAGGAUUGGAGCGGCAGGAUGAGGACGUGAAAAGCAUUGUCACCCCUGUUUUCUCUGCCCACUGGAAACUCAAACUGUGGCCCCCAGCGUAGUUGUUUCACAAAAGUAUUACUGCUGAUCGAAGAAGUAUUACUGCUGAUCGAAGAAGUACUACUGCUGAUGGAAGAAGUAUUUACUGCUGAUCGAAGAAGUAUUACUGCUGAUCGAAGAAGUAUUACUGCUGAUCGAAGAAGUAUUACUGCUGAUCGAAAAAGUAUUACUGCUGAUGGGAGUGGUGAAGGAGAAGGACAUCAGGGUCAAAAAGUGCACUGUAGGAAAAUUGCAAAGGGUGUUACUUGGACAGUUGACGGUUGGCCUGUGAUGUUGCAACUGGUACAACAACGGUCGUGAAAAGCGGUAUUACGGCGGAUUACGGCGGUGAAGGAGAGAGAAGGAGAGAGGAGGAACAUCAGGGUAAAAAAGUGUCCUGUAGACAGUGUAGAGGGUGCUAGUGGCACAGUUGAUGGUGCGGCUGUGAUGUUGCAACUUGCAACUGGCACAACAGCAGAUGCGAAAAGUCACAAGUGGUAUUUUACAGUGGAUUACGGUGGUGAAGGAGAAGGAACCUCAGGGUCAAAAAGUUCACUGUGGGAAAAUAUCACAAAGGAUGUUACUGAUGGCUGAUGGUUGGCCUGUGAUGUUGUAACUGGUAAAACAGCAGAUGUGAAAAGUGGUAUUCCGUAUUACGGCUGAUUGCGGUGGUGGAUGGGGAGGAGGAACGUCAUGGUGAAAAAGUGCACCGUAGAGAGUGUCACUGUGUCAGUGGCACAGUUGAUGGUUGGGCUGUGAUGUUGCAACUUGCCACCGGUACAACAGUGGACGCAAAAAGUGGUAUAACAGCGGAUUACGGUGGCGAAGGAGGAGCGUCGGGGUAAAAAAAACAGUGUUCUGUAGGAAAAUCCGAGGGUGUUUACUACUGUCUUCACCCGAAUAGAACGCUCGGUCAUUAUCGCUCCAUCUAGACAGAAAACUGCCCCAGAUACGUCUAUAUAAUGACCACGCGUUCUAUUCUGGUGAAGACGGUAGUAAACACCUGAUGGUUGGCCUGUGAUGUUGCAACUGGUAGAACAGCAGACGUGAAAAGUGAAAAGUGGUAUUACGGUGGAUUGCGGUGGUCGCUGGGGAGGACGAACGUCAGGGUGAAAAAGUCCACUGUAGGAAAAUCCCAAAGGGUGUUACCGGCUCAGGGUGAAAAAGUUCACUGUAGGAAAAUCCCAAAGGGUGUUACCGGCUCAGGGUGAAAAAGUGCACUGUAGGAAAAUCCCAAAGGGUGUUACCGGGACAGUCGAUGGUUUCACCCGUGACGUCUGCAGCGGGUAGAACGGCAGAUGCGAAAAUUCAAAAUUGGUAUUACAGCUGAGGUCAGCGGGGUGGAGGAGAAGCAACUUCAGGGUCAAUAAGUGCAGUACAGAAAAAUUAAAGGGUGUCACGGGGAUGGGCGAUGGUGGGCCUGUGAUGUCGGCAACCGGCACAACAGCGGGCAUUACAGCGGGCAUUACAGCGGGCAUUACGGCUGCAAGCAUAGUGUUGUGGGACGGAAUGACGGGAAGUGACGAUUAAAAAAUCAGUAUCACUGCUGAUCGCUGCUGCGGAGGAGAAGGAUUUUUUUUGAAGGGUCAAAAAGUGCAUCGGAGGAAAUGCCAGGGCGAGGGCGUAGCUGCGACAAACCGACGGGCCGAGCUCAGAUGGUACACCCAUGAACUCCUGAAAAAAUACAGACCCGAGUUCGAAUCCAGAUGAGCGGACAUACAAUAACGAUAAUUCUGAAGUACCUUGGGCCAGUCAGCUCCAUGAUGAUAUCGUAAGGCUGUCACCCUUUCUAAAAAUAAACGGCAAAAAGGAGG